This is a messenger RNA of Scaptodrosophila lebanonensis, 1439 nucleotides long. It is a transcript of the gene Nprl2, whose product is annotated as GATOR complex protein NPRL2. Gene Ontology annotation, cellular component: GATOR1 complex; vacuolar membrane. The transcript is spliced from 3 exons. The record is from RefSeq and is a predicted model, not a curated record. Gene Ontology annotation, molecular function: GTPase activator activity. The coding region runs from base 85 to 1275 and encodes 396 amino acids. Gene Ontology annotation, biological process: negative regulation of TORC1 signaling; positive regulation of autophagy; cellular response to amino acid starvation. Lineage: Eukaryota; Metazoa; Arthropoda; Insecta; Diptera; Drosophilidae.
AGCUAAUAUUCUAUUGUGAGGAGAAGAGGAGUUUGCCCAGAAUAAUAAAAUGCUGUGAUUGUGGUGGACGCACAAGAGGUAACCAUGCACUCCCAUGCAAACGAAGGUGCCAACGGCAUCGGUAGCAGCGUUGGUGGCAGCACAGAGGGCAAAAUACGCUGCAUCUUCCUAAGCGAAUUUCAUGCCACUGCGGGCUGCAAGAUUAGUUGUCAGGUGCCCGACAACUAUAUUUCCAAGGAAGUGUUCGAUGCCAUCAACGUGUAUAUUAUACCCAAACAGCAUCUGCAACGCUGCAUCCUAACCGUGAAUACCAUGGAUGUAAAAAUAGUCGGCUAUCCGGUGGAUAUACAGGACCAGCAGAAAUAUGCCCGUAAUGCAUUCCUAUUUAAUUUGUGCUUCGUGUGCGAUUCACGCGCACGUUCUGUACAAUACGAGCCGGUGGUGAAAAAGCUAUCGGAAUACCUCAUUAUGAUGGAAGAGGAGUCCUGUUUUUUAUCGCGGGAGGACGACAAAGUGCGACUGCAAAACAUAUUCGAGACUGUGCUCAGGGAUUUGAAUGAACGCAAAGUAGCAACAAUUGUUGAGGGUGACAACACCAUCUACUUAAAAAUUGUAAUGCACAAACCGGAUCCGCCAUCUGUGAAGGAUCACAUGGUGCCUUUAUUAUUGGUUAAUUUCCGAAACAAGCCAUUGGAAAACUGGGAUCUGACCACGCAGCAGAUUCUGCCGUACAUCAAUGGCAUCAAUCAUGUGGCACGCAUAGCUGCCGAGGCGGAUGUGGAAACGGAUUUGGUGAAGUCGUGUAUUCAGAACCUUGUCUAUUAUGGUGUGGUGCAGCUGCUGCCCAUAUUGAAGUACAGCAACGUGUAUAUGACGCAAAACCUCAAGCAUCUAAUCCAGAGUACUGCGCUUAGUAAUGCUUGCCGGAAAUACGUGGCUCUGAAUCCGGACAAGACCUUGCCCAGCGUGCAGAAGAUCUUCCAGUUCUAUGCCUCAAUGACACACGGUGUCACAUUGCGGGCCAUCUGCCAACGUCUGUGUCCCCAAAAUCACAACAUCGACGAACGCAAGCUGGUUAUUUUCGGUCUGCAGCACAAAUUUAUACGCUGCAUUCAUAAAUAUCCCGUGUUUACGGGAUCGGUACCCUCAUGCCGUCAGAAAAUGUACACUGGCCUUAUCAGCUUCGAUGAGAUUUGUUGCAAGACUGGCCUGUCGCCAUACACCAUCGAGAAGGAUAUUGAGAAAGAUACGAAUGUGACCGUGAUUUGGAAGUAGUUCCAUUAGCAGUUGUGUGUGAUGUCGCCUUGGACUGUAUUCAAAUGUCUAUUUUCUAACUUCUAUCUUCCCCCAAUCUUAAGCAGUUUGUCGAAAUUGUUAGUGUAGUUUAAAAAUUGUUUUGUUCAUGUUUCCAUUUUUUAUAUAAACCUAAAUCAACGGAA